UCGUCGCUCUCAAGAGUUUGAGAGCAUUGGACUGUUGGAAGAAGAUUGAUCGAUCAUUGUUGUAUUUUACUGUCGCAUAGUUUACUUCAUAGCUUACGAUAUGUCUAGUGAGCUUGAAGCAGAAAGCGUGUAUGACAUGGUUGUAGUAGACCGAGAACAAGAUGUUGGUGUAGUAACACUGCAGUUAUUUAGGCUAUACACUCUACGUAAACUUGGUCGCCAUUUCAAACCAGUCAUACCCUUUGGUCCCCACCUCUUCGGAAGUGGAAAGACAAAAUUCGUACAAAAUUACUUGGAACUGGUGAAUAAUAUGGGUGAAAGUGCACUGAUAGGUCUCGAUUACGUUGGUGAGUCUGAGAAGGCCAACCGAAGAGGUUUCCUGGAGAAGCUGAAAAGGGCUUCAUUGCUCUUUGUGGAUUUGAAGGAGUUGGAGCCCACAGAACCGAAAGAACGCAACCUAAAGUGGGCAGUGUACUAUUUGUUAAUAAAGGCUGCCUGCUCUCAAGUUGGCGCGGAAAUUUUGCGAAAGAAAGAAGCCUUCGAAAUAGUGGAUAUGGAACCCUCCAACCUAGUUCCACUCUUACGAGAUAUACUAAGGAUUCCUUCCGAUCAAUAUCUCCUUGUGGCAUUUGACGAAGUUGGUGUGUUUGAUACAAAGGGAACCUUUUUUGAACUGGAGAAGAAUGACAAAGGUGUGGUUCGACCUUACAACGACUUUUUCGGUAUCAUUAGUCAAUUGUGCAAAGAACCCGACUUGUUUUUUAUAGUUGUUGGGAAAAGUGAAGGCUUAAAUAUAUACAAUUACGUAGCUUCAGUCUCAAGGGUUCAGUUAGUAUUUAUUCCUCUUUCGCCGCUUGAGAAACAUAGUAUCGUGGAACAUUUGGAGAAAAGUUCUUCCUUUUUAUUCCCUGGGAGCCCAAAGGUUUCAGAAAUUCUUUGUCACGAAGACUUCUCAACUAGUGAACUUGCAGAAUUGUUGUUGGAAUUGACUGGUGGUGUUCCUGGUUUACUUGUUCGAGCAAUCAGUUACCUUUUGCUGUAUAAAUUAUCCAACAACAAUUUCUUAUUAUCUAAGGAAACCUUCUUGAUCAUAAUGAAUAGCUUUCUAGUAACAAAUUAUUGUGUUGCGCCAUUCUUACCUCGUCUGAUAAGUCUCAGUGAGCAGCGUAAGCGCUUGUUAAGAAUGCUUACGUUAUUAUCUUUGUAUCGUAUUCGAUUUGAUUUUGAUGAAACUGUGCAAGUAAGCUCAAAUUCUGAUGUGUUUUUGUUUGACCUAGUUACAGAUAUGUGUCUCUAUCGUCGAUUGGUUAUAGAACCAGACCACAACGAACGCUAUGAAGUGUUGAUUCCCAAGUUACUGAUUGAAUAUAUUGACCAAGGCUUAAAGGAUGAUCGUUUAGAAUGGUUACUUUUUACAAACUCUCAAGUCUCAAUCUGUUGAAUUCUUUUAUGAGUCGAAAUGUCGAAUUUUUGAAGGUCUUAUUGCUACACUGUUUUAUUUACAU
Galdieria sulphuraria is the source of this 1505-nucleotide messenger RNA. Its product is annotated as archaeal ATPase. Bases 101 to 1441 code for a protein of 446 amino acids. The transcript has a single exon. The record is from RefSeq and is a predicted model, not a curated record. Lineage: Eukaryota; Rhodophyta; Bangiophyceae; Galdieriales; Galdieriaceae.